This is a messenger RNA of Aphis gossypii (cotton aphid), 2961 nucleotides long. RefSeq names its product bromodomain-containing protein DDB_G0280777-like. Lineage: Eukaryota; Metazoa; Arthropoda; Insecta; Hemiptera; Aphididae. The record is from RefSeq and is a predicted model, not a curated record. The transcript is spliced from 6 exons. Gene Ontology annotation, molecular function: chitin binding. Bases 321 to 2309 code for a protein of 662 amino acids. Gene Ontology annotation, cellular component: extracellular region.
ACUGCACUGACCCGAGAGCCGGUCUUCGACUGUCGAAUGCUAACUUUGAAUCUCGACGGAUCUCCUCCGUGUUUUUACGCGACCCGUGUGUGCGCGUGUGGGUCAGUGGUGUGUGCCGCGUCCGAAUAGCUCGUAAACUAAAGGAACUGUUACCGUUCGAAUGUCAAUCGCCGCGUUCACGACAUCCGCUUUGAAAUUUGUUUUCUCGUAUACGGUUUUCGUUUCUAGUUUUGAAUGAGAUUUUCGUUUUUUGUUUAGUGAUCUAUUUUUGUUGGUGCGAUCACAGGAUUUAUAGACUAGACCAAUCAGACAUCAUAACCAUGAGGAUUUUGCCGUUCGUUUUCCUCCUGCUCAUGGGAAUGACAUGGAGAUGUGUACAAUCGACAUGUGUUUUCGAAACAGAUUUUGGGCUGUCAAUCAAUUGUGGUCUAAAAAAAUCUGGAUUAUUUCGCGUGAGAAAUCUCGGGGGCCUUAAAGGAUACGUUGGACUUGGAAUACAAUUGGCCGACGAACUCGGAUUUAAGGAAUCGCUGUCGUCUUUGGAACAAAAUAGUAAGCGUCGUUCAGUCAAUGGGUUUCCAGUACCGGGAUCAUUCGAACCCCUACAAGCCGUAUCGCAAAAAAACAAUCAUGCAUCGAACGCUAUAGCCAACAUUGACAAUCAAGACAGAUCGGCUUACGCCAAAAUGAACGGCAGGAAUUCUGUUGGCGUGGUCACGGUACCGCCUUUCCGGCCACUGAUGGCUGCGGCCAACAACAUGGUACGCAAUGUCAGAUUGGCUGCCCAACAGCAGCAACAACAACAACAACUACAACAACUACAACAACAACAGCACCAGCAGCAGCAACAACAACAACAACAGUUAUUGAAGCCACUGCCCGUGCCAGCGUUCGCCGCCCUUCCCGAGUCCAUAGCCAAAGUCGCAGUGGAACCACCGAAACCUUCGCCGUUCGUCGGUGGUCAAAGGCAAUCGCCGAUGUCUCCGGUGGCGACGCCGACCGUCGGCCGACUAACAGGGCCGCAGACGAUGCAACCCGCGGUCGCGCCCGUCGCUUUGGUGCAAGCUCAACGUCAGACGAUACCAUCGACGGUAUUCAUAUCUCCACCGCAACAGCAACAGCAGCUCUUAUCACCGAUGUUUAUUCAACAACCUCAACAGCAGCCGGCGAUGAUCUUGUCGCAACAACCGCAACAACAGCAGCAGACGGUGAUCGUGCCUCAGCAACAGACGAAAGUGAUCGCGCCGCAGCAACAGCCGUCGGUUAUCGUACCGCAGCAACAGCAACUUUCGCCGGUGUACUACCAUAACGCCAUGCAGCAAGCGGCCAACAGACGUUUCAAUGCGUUCGGUCAAAGUCCACAAAACUCAGUUGACGUACGACCGAUAAUCGUGAUGCCAACAUUGCCGGUGACUGAUAAUAAUCAAAAGAAGCAAACUGACAGUAAUUCACCUCUAUCAAACGAAGUAGACCCGGCGUCAAUGAUGUCGUUAUUCAAUGUAGCAGCUGCCAACAACGUGAGCGUUGAACAGCUAGCCAUGGCUCUCCGACAUCGACAGCAGCAAACGUUUUACCCGAAGGCCAUCGACGACGUAACCACACCUACGACGACCACGAUUGUUACCACGUUGCCUACCACGACUACCACUUCACCACCACCUACCUCAGCAUACGUUCCGGAUGACCAACAGACGGUCGCCAAGAAAAUACCUAUUAAACCGUACAAGUCAAAAUACAUGAGCAACCACAAGGUUAUGAACGCACCCAAAGAAUACUAUCCUGUAGGAUACGAUAAGAAUUUCGAUGACAACUUUGUAUCCAAAGUAGAUCUUCCCGACACGACCUUCAGUUGCGGCGAGCAGAAACAUUUCCCCGGAUUGUAUGGAGACGAGGAUUUGGGCUGCAUGGUGUUCCACGUGUGCGCGUUUACCGAUGACGGUCUAACGCAAAAGAGUUUCCUGUGCCCCGAGUCAACACUAUUUGACCAGACCAUACUCAAGUGCAACUGGUGGUUUUAUGUUGACUGCAAGUCAUCUAGGAAGUUGUAUGAUAGCAACAUUCCAAUAUCGAAAAGCUAUCAGCUGAUGAAAGCACUAACAUUCUUCUCAUCGUACUCAGCCGGUCCAACCAUGGAUGCUUCUGUAGCCGCCGCCACCGCUGCUGUUUCACGAGAUACAUCAGACGAGUCGAACAAGUCCGAUCUCACCACCAAUUCAUCGCAAUUUGAGCCCGUGGCAAGUUCGUCAAUUUCAACCACCACCACUACCACCUCCACCGAAGUCCUCGAUAACGUGUCGUUCCGAAGAUGAAUGGAUACUUUGUCCUAAUCACACCCAUAAACAAAAAACAGAAGGCCAAUUUUUUAUUUUAUUUUUUUUUAAGCGCACACGUUUGUUAUGUAUACGACGUUUCGCAAAUAUUUAAUAACUUUAUUUUGUUUUAUUUAUUAUUUAAUUUAUGUAUAACGUUCAUACGGUUGUAACAAAUAGGUUUUAGUUAUUUUAGAUAUUUACUAUUUUUGUGAUAUAAUAAUAUUAUUAAAUAUGAACAUUAUAUAUAGGUGAUAUAUACAUGGUAAUAUUACCUAUAUAAUACACAUAAUGUUUUUUUAGACGCUUCAAAUAGUCAAAUAGUUUUCAAUUUGCUCAUUUUUUAUAGAUAUUAAUAUAAAAUAUGUUUUAUAAUUGUAUGUUAUUAUGUAGUAACAAAACUUUUAUACAUUUAUAUAUAUACAUGCAUAUUUUUUUUACUAAACAGUAUUAAAUAAUUUUACUACAUAUUAUAAACUUUCUCAUCAUUUAAAGCUAUAAUAAUUGAUUAAAUGUAUUUAUGCCCAUAUUAAAAUAAUAAGCUUAAUCAAAUAGUAUGAUGUAGAAAACAAUAUUGUACUUAUACAGCAUUGGACAAUUAUUGUCUAUUAUGUGAGAUAUAAAACAAUAAAUAAUAUAUUACACUAUAUUA